CGAGUAUAGAUUCAGCGUGAGUUUAUUAAGUGUUUUGAAUCCUACCCGUCUAGAAGUGAUAGAAUUGCUAGCAAAUUUGAAUCUUACAAAUAAGGAGCCCAAAUGAAAAUUUCUAGUUUCAUUUUAAUUGCUUUAAAUUGGCAUGUGACUAAUGGCUUGUUUGAAAAUUGUAAUUACGCUCAGACUAUUGAAGCUGGGAAGAUCUUUUACGUGUACUCCGUAAAUUAUCCAAAUAAGUAUCCUCCUGGCACUUCCUGUAGGUAUCUAGUGACUAGUCCCAUCGGCAGCCAGAUUGAUGUUCAGUGUAGAUUGGAAAUUCCUGCGGACCAACAAUGCAAGUCGGAUACACUUUACCUCAAUCUACAAGGAAACACUUCAAUACCUGGAUCCGACUACUAUUGCGGCACAGGCGAACUACAUAAAAUAAGUUUGUACAAUCGAGUUGCGAUCUCCCAUGUCUCCUCAAGCUAUAGUUCGGGGGGAAGAUUCUUGUGCUCACUCCAGACCCUUCCUCCUUCGAAUGGUGGUAGCGACUGUGACUGUGGAUGGAGUGUAACCCGGAAAAUUGUCGGAGGUAAAGAGGCUGGGAUCAAUGAAUUUCCAUCUAUGGCUGGUAUCUACGACAAAUCUCAACUGAGAAUCUUCUGUGGAGCGGCUAUAAUUCACAGCAGGUAUCUUCUGUCGGCCGCUCAUUGUUUCUACGAGCGUGGGAAUCAAGGAAAUCUAGCGGCGAUGGUAGGUGACCACGACUUCACAAUUGCUAAUGACUCUCCGUACACAAGAACUUAUGACAUCGGAGGUAUCCUCAACCAUGAACAAUUCGUCCCAGAGACAAAGCAAAACGAUAUAGCUCUUUUGAGGACGACUACAGACAUGGAAUGGAGCAAUGGAGUUGGUCCGGCUUGUUUGCCUUUCAAUUACGAUCCAACUACAGUCCCCGGGACGAAGGUCGACGUGGCAGGCUGGGGCACCCUGUCCUUUGGGGGCACCCAACCACAUAAGUUGCAGAAGGUAACCUUGGAUAUUGUACAGAAUGGGGUGUGUAGCAGCAAAGUUUCUAAUCUGUAUCCCACUCAACUCUGCACUUAUACGUACGGGAAGGAUACAUGUCAGUACGAUUCAGGCGGAGGAGAUUUCUUUAGGCAAAAUCGAAUGUAUCUUGUAGGUAUAACGAGUUAUGGAUUCGGAUGUGCAAUGAACUUGCCAUCAGUUAGUACGCGAGUUAGUUCCUACUUACAAUGGAUACAAACGAGGACAAAUGCUAAUUUCUGCCGAAAGUAGAAACGUUAAAAUCAGUGUUGCAUUGUUUCAAUUAAAAUUAGAAGGAGACAAUGUAGUGACGCUUUUAAUUUGUGUUGUGAUUUUUCAAGAAU
Hermetia illucens (black soldier fly) is the source of this 1373-nucleotide messenger RNA. RefSeq names its product venom serine protease 34-like. Gene Ontology annotation, molecular function: serine-type endopeptidase activity. Lineage: Eukaryota; Metazoa; Arthropoda; Insecta; Diptera; Stratiomyidae. Gene Ontology annotation, biological process: proteolysis. The record is from RefSeq and is a predicted model, not a curated record. Bases 103 to 1281 code for a protein of 392 amino acids. The transcript is spliced from 5 exons.